This is a messenger RNA of Marmota monax (woodchuck), 4325 nucleotides long. RefSeq names its product insulin receptor substrate 2. NCBI's taxonomy places the organism in Eukaryota, Metazoa, Chordata, Mammalia, Rodentia, Sciuridae. Bases 2243 to 3727 code for a protein of 494 amino acids. Gene Ontology annotation, cellular component: cytosol; plasma membrane. Gene Ontology annotation, molecular function: phosphatidylinositol 3-kinase binding; insulin receptor binding. Gene Ontology annotation, biological process: insulin receptor signaling pathway. The record is from RefSeq and is a predicted model, not a curated record. The transcript is spliced from 4 exons.
CAAGGGGAAGGAGCAUGUCAGGAGUCCAGGGACAACCCCUGUGGAUAUUGGGCUUUGUUGGAUGUAGUGAAGGGGCAGUACCCACCAGAAGAGGCAGCUGCCACUUGGAGAUGGAAGUGGACCCAAUGAAUACAUCAGCCUCCCUCCCCACCCCCAACUGUUAUCAGCCUCCACUAGAUGUUUCUACCCCAAGCUGUUGUGUCAACAGCCAGGUGUCUGGACUGUUUAUGUGGUGACAAGACAGUCACUGGGUAAACAUCUCUGAGGCUGAGGCCUAGGACUUGGCCUUGCUGUUUUUAACCCAAGGCCAGGAAAGGCCCCUCCCCUCAUACCAUUGCCCUGGAACAGCCCUUGAGCUGUCAUUCUUGGGAUUGCUAUGGGUCUUCCACUAACAGCAACAAGGAAAUGUAGGGAUUGGGUCAUCAGUUUAUUUGCUUUGCAGAAUUUGCUGGAAAGACCUCUAGUUGCUGCUGUUUGCCCAGCCAGGCUUGGCCUUCUCCUUUUCCAAAAGUCAAUUUCCACCCCGCCUGAGUCUGCGUCCCCACUCACCCAGCCUCUCCCCUCCUCUCUCUUGUUGGGGGUCUCCCAGGUGUACCCAUCCUUUACUUCCCAUGGAAAUUAUCUCUUCCUGCUCUCCCAGUAUUUUUCUCUACCACUUGUUUAUCACUCUGUCCUCCCUACUGCUGUUUCCCAUUCUUUCUUUCUGCUUAGGGCCAAGAGAGAGAAGCUAAUAUCUGGAGCUUAUUUUCCCCUUAGCUUCAGUCACCCUUUCCUAGCUCCAAAAAACACUGAGGUUUGAAGAGAGCUAAAUGGCUUUCCGCCUGCGUUUCAGGCACACCAUGCUGUCUCCCAGGGAUUUUCUUACUGCCUUCUUGCUGCAUGGGUUCUGGGCCUCCCUGCGGCCCUCCAGUCCCUCCAGUCCCUCUGUCUGACAUGGACUCUAGCCAGGCUCACUGUCCAGGGACAGAUCAGCCCUACAGCCCAGGGCAGAAAAAUCAAAAAGUUUCUGGGCACAGGCUGAGGCUAGGAGUGCAACUGCUUCCCUUGGCAUGAGCAGCCCCAGCCCUCCUCCAUGCAGCCUCCUUCUCCAGGUCAGUGACAAAGCAUGGAAAGAGCCCUGGACUGACAAAAAAUGUCUGAAAUGACUGGGCUAAAUUCCUCCCUGCACAGCCUCGCCUGGCAGCUGCAAAUCUAAACCCUCUGUGCAUAGGCAGGAGGCUGGAGUGACACACCAGCUCCUCUACCUUCUAGCCAAGUCCUCCCUUGACACAUGCCCCUGGCCAACACUGUGCCCCUGCCCUACAGUCCUCUGGUUUGGACCCAGUCUUCAGUGGGUUACCUGUGGGCAGUCCCUAUGGGAGAGGGUACAGGGGACAGCCCCCAGGGUUCUUUCCACCUGGGACCCAAAAGGUGGGAGGGAGGGGCUAAAUCUGUGGCACUCAUUCACAGAAGAGAAAGACCCCACAUGGAACUCUUCCCAUUGGCUUCCUCCACCUGGUAACAAGAUUCUUCCACCGGUGUGGAACAUGGCACCUGGAUGAGGAUACAAAGGUCCUUCGGUGGCUACUUAGGGAUUCUGGGGGUUAUGAUCUGUGCACAAAGACCAGUCCAGAAGUCUACCUAUCCCAAGACACCUCCUGUCACCCCAAACCCACAGACAGACUGAACCUGCAACUCAGAAAUCAGACCAGCCCACAGCUCAGCAGCCAUGGCUGUCGGGGCGAUUUGCAGGAAAAAGCACAAAAUCAUCUCUGAAUGGGAACAGUGUACACAGGAGACCGACGCCUAGUGGUCCAGUGGAGUAAUUAAGGCCGGAGGGGAGGCUGCUGUAAGGAUGGCCCUCUUGGCCACCUUCUAAUCGCUAGCGCCAUCACCGCGAAGUCCAAUCACACCCGCCUCACACAUUGCUUUCGCGUAGCUCCUGCCUGCAGCAGGCGCUGCCCUUCUCCGCCCCCACAACUGGUCAGUUGAUUGGCGGAGACGUCCGCACAGUCCCCGCCCCUACUAAGACAUCGUCUCCAGGGGCGCAGGACCCCUCGUCUCCACUUGCAGACUCCAACUCCUGCGCCCUGAGAACCGGGGAGAGUCGCCGGCACCUAGACGGUCGCAACCUGUGGGGUCGCUGCUCUCCCUCCUGGACCUGACACUUCAACCCCACUUCGGCUGGCCUUUCCCAGCGGCCCAGGGAACGAGACCCAGCGGAUCGGCUAUUCCCCGGCCAAUUUAUUGCCUGUGGCCCGGGAUGAACGCCGCAGGCGGCGGCCCCACAGCCACCCAGGAGUUGGAGUCAGCGGACGUGCCCCUCUGCCCGCCGCUGCCCUGGCCCUGUCCCUGUCCGGCAGACGUGCGGCUCUGCGGCCACCUACGGAAGCAGAAGUCCCAGCGCCGCCGGUUCUUCGUGCUGCGGGAGGACCCGCCGCGCCUCGAGUGCUACGAGAGCGAGAAGAAGUUCCGCUCGGGCUGUAGCGGCGGGGCGCGGCCCCGGCGCAGCGUGAGCCUGGCGGGCGCGUGCACCAUCAGUAAGCGCGCGGACGCGCGCCAGCGCCACUUGAUCGUUCUUUACACGCGCGACAGCAGCCUGGGCGUCGCAGCUGCCAGCGAGGCGGAGCAACAGGUGUGGUACAAUGCCAUGCUCGAGGUGCGCGCCGCCGCCGCCGCCGCCGCCGCGGGUCCCAGCUCCCACGAAGACCCCGGGGCCUCGAUCCUCGCUCCGUUCCAGGACGUCUGGUCUGUGACGCUGCGGCCCAAGGGUCUGGGGCGAACACGAGGCCUGGGCAGCGGCGACUACCGCCUAUGCCUGGGUUCCGGGUCGCUGAGCCUACUGCGGAAGCCGGGGGGCAGAGGAUCCCGGGACACCCAGGGAUUGUCGCCACCGGCCCUGCGCCUAUCCCUGCUCAGCGUGCGCCGCUGCGGCCACGCAGACUCUUUCUUCUUCCUGGAGCUUGGCCGCUCGGCGCCCACGGGUCCCGGGGAACUGUGGCUGCAGGCACCCGAUUCUGUGGUGGCCCAAAGCAUCCACGAGACAGUCCUGGCCGCUAUGAAGAGACUCGGAGGCAGUGGUGCCAGUGGCAGGCCUGAGCCACCGUCCAGGGAUCCUCCAAAGAGCAUCUCCAGACCCCCUGUCCCCCAACCUUAUGAAUCCCCAGCCUCUGCAGCCCAGCCAAGAGGCUUGGUUGAGAGGAUGGAGCAAGCAACCCUUAAGACCUUGGCAAGGCUGGGAGUGGCAGCUUCGUACCCCAAGGAGUCCGAUGGGGGUGCGGGCUACAUUACUAUGGGAGCCAGGAGUGACUAUGAGCACAUGGGGGUUAGAGAGGCAGAUGGCUAUGUGGUAAUGGGGCCCUCAGGUCUUCCUCUCGCUGACAGCGAUACUGCCCACCAGACCCUUCAAGAUUGGGGAGGCACGGAGUACAUGCCCAUGAAGAGCUUUCCACCAGAGCGCUUUUCCUACAAGUCCAAGGCCCAGAAGCCUGCACCAGAGCAUAGCGGCAAAAGGGACGGCUGGGGACCUGCAGUUGCUCGGCCCUGCUCUCUGCCGCCGUCAAAGCUGGCUGGGGAGUAUGUGUGCAUUAAGUAUGGGGCUCCAGACUUGGCAGAAAAGGACACUGCUAGGCUGGCGCCCUCCGAUGGCUACCUCAAUUAUGUCGACCUGGACCUGGUCCCUCCUCUAGACGUUCGUGGCCACGGCCCAAGGGCCGGCCCGCACAGCUACGCGUGCAUCGAGUUCUAGAACCUCUGGGAGGCGCCAGUGAGCAGACGGGGGCACUGGCCAGCGGAAGAAUGUGAAACUCGCCAAAGUUACCAAUGUCCCCCAUCCCGCUCAUGCUUUCUAACACCCCCUACCGCGACUAAAAGGCCAAAGUCUUGACCUCCAAUCUGAGACUUGCAGAGGCACUGGGUUGCCCCUUGGCCAGCUCUGUUCUUUUAAGGGAGAGAAUUCUAGAACCUCUUCUACCUCCCCCCAACCCCACACCUACCUCUUCCCCAAAUUAUAAACUUCUGGACUUUCUCAAUUGAAAGCCUGAUCCUGUUUCCCUAAAGAGUUCCUAGAGAAUCAGACUCAGGUGGGCUCUUAGGCCACAGAUGAAGGUUCCUGUUUGGCUUGGUGUUCCUGCACACACCUGUGGCGCCUUAGGGUGAAUUCCUGGGGCCCUAGCUCAAGAAGAAUGGAAGGAUCUUAAAACACCCGGCCUCCUUCUUAGUCCACCUCUCCCAGUCAAGCACAAACCAGCAGAGCUGACCAAGUCCUUGCUUCCUAUAGGUUCAUCCCCAACUCUGUACUGUGGACCAUCCCCCACCUAUUAAAGGUACCCUGCUGGGUAACUGUC